Molecule: messenger RNA, 1681 nt
Organism: Lathyrus oleraceus (garden pea)
Lineage: Eukaryota; Viridiplantae; Streptophyta; Magnoliopsida; Fabales; Fabaceae
Product: tryptophan aminotransferase-related protein 2
Exons: 6
Coding region: 286-1599 (437 amino acids)
Biological process (GO): amino acid metabolic process
Molecular function (GO): transaminase activity; carbon-sulfur lyase activity
Source: RefSeq, a predicted model, not a curated record
AUAAAAUUUCUUUGUCCACUGCCACUUAUAUCCAUGGAAACCGGUUGAGCCUUUUGGACUCAAGUUCAGAGCUCCACCCUUAUACAUAUUCUGAAACCAAGUUGUUUUCUGAAACAUGACAACCUUGCUGAGUCAAUUAACAAUCCUCAAACACUUCACUCUUCCAACAUAACCAUUAAAAUAGUCUUUCAUUGCCCAAAACAUCCGGUUUAGUUUUCACAAUUUCAGCUACAGCUUUUAACACUUGUCACAAAAGUGAUUUUUAUUACAACCAAGUUCAAGAUUAUGGCGAAACUUCCGGCCAUGCUUUCUUUGAGGCACUUAUUGAUGUUAUCGCUUGCUGUGAAUGUUAGUUUGAUUCUGAGAAUGGUGUAUGAAGGUGAACGAGAAGGAACCAACAAGAACAUGGAAGGGUAUAAUCGGAUUAUUCAAAAAUCACGUUUGGUUAUACCUUCAACUUCUUUUGCUAAUUCUACUCGUAAAGAUCGUUCUGGAGGCAUGGAUAACGUAAUCAACCUUGAUCAGGGCGAUCCAACCAUGUACGGGCGGUUUUGGCGACAAAUGGGAGACAGGACCACAAUAAUAAUUCCAGGAUGGCAAUCUAUAAGCUAUUUUUCCGAUCCAACAAGCAUUUGCUGGUUUCUUGAGCCGGAAUUCGCAAAGGAAGUAGUGAGAUUACAUAAUGUAGUUGGAAAUGCUGUAACAGAAGGUCGCCACAUUGUUGUUGGAACAGGUUCCUCUCAGUUAAUUCUUGCUGCUCUUUAUGCUCUCUCUAACCAUGAUGCUCCUCAACCCAUCAGCGUUGUUUCUGCCAUACCAUACUACUCGUCGUAUCCGUCGAUGGCAGAUUACCAGAAAUCAGGUCUUUACAAAUGGGCUGGUGAUGCAUAUACUUUUGACAAAGAUGGUCCUUACAUUGAGAUGGUUACAUCUCCUAAUAACCCGGAUGGACAUACAAGACAAUCAGUAGUAAACCGAAAUCAAGGACUAUUGGUCCAUGACCUUGCCUAUUAUUGGCCUCAGUACACUCCAAUAUCAUUUGCUUCAGAUUAUGAUCUUACUCUAUUCACUGUCUCAAAAAGCACCGGUCACGCUGGAAUGCGCAUAGGGUGGGCUCUUGUGAAAGACCGCGAGAUAGCAAAGAAAAUGACUAAAUUCAUAGAGCUAAAUACAAUUGGCGUCUCCAAAGAUUCUCAACUCAGAGCUGCCAAGGUUUUAAAAACAGUUUCUGACAGCUGCGAAGAAGAAAAUUCUCAAGGCGGACAAGAAUCAUUUUUCAAGUACAGCUACAAGAUGAUGGAGCAAAGGUGGAAACUACUUAGAGCAGCUGUCGAUAGUGGCGAUCUAUUCAGUUUGCCAGAAUUUUCUUCUGGAUUCUGCAACUUUCUCAACCAAGAGUCCAAGACUCAACCAGCUUUUGCUUGGUUGAAGUGUGAAGGGGAUAUCGAAGACUGUGAAAGUUUCCUUCGCGGACACAAGAUUUUGACUAGAAGUGGUAAACAAUUUGGGGCUAGUCCAAAAUAUGUAAGAAUUAGCAUGCUGGAUACAGAUGAUAAUUUUAUGCAGUUCAUAGAUAGGCUAUCUAUCAUACAGAACUGAAAUGAUGGAAAUUUCUUAAUGACAAUGUAUUUAUAACAAUAAUAAUGAUAGUAACAAAACAAUUUUGUGUUUUUAAUAUAAA